This is a messenger RNA of Owenia fusiformis, 1292 nucleotides long. Lineage: Eukaryota; Metazoa; Annelida; Polychaeta; Sabellida; Oweniidae. The record is from the annotation of a GenBank genome assembly.
UGAGAGUGACUUUGUUUGACUAAAUUUUUAUUUAUUUUUAUCGCACCCUAGCCCUAGGCCUACAGUAAAAUUUUAAAUGUUAGGAACUACUUUGAAUUUAAAAAAUAAGCAAUCAAAUGACCAAAUUGAAACAGUAUAUGUAAAAAUAGUAACAUUUAUAUUUAUCCUAACUUUUGUAUAUUUCAGAUAGAGUCAAUACGUCUAAAUCCGAUAUAGAGGGUAAUUCCGAACAAUGGCGGCCAUUGUUCAUAAGCUGGGGGUAAUUCCGAACACUAUAAUAUUAUUUGCUUAACUGUUUCAUGAUAUUACAUACCUUAUUUUUCCAAUGUCUGUGAAAAUUCUUGAAUCAUGAUUUUUUCAAAAUUGCCAUGCUUAAUCUCUAGAGAUUUGGCGAGAUUUGUUCUUUCGCCCUCUAUCGGCAGCAAAAAAAUAUCGCUCAAAAAUUUUUUGAUUGUGCUAAAAUUUCAAGGAAUGUGAGUAUAAUUUGUACAGUUUUGCGUCUAAGAACUGAAUAAACCUUUUCAAUAUGAGUUCUUAGAUAUCUUUCAUGUUGUUAUACAACCCUAUAUACAUUUUUCAUGUGAAACUCGUUAAUAAAUGAGGUGUUCGCAUUUACCCCCAGCUUUUUCAGGAACCGUUGAAAUUUGAUUGUGUUUUGUUCUCUCUGGACUUGAUACGAUUUAUCAUGAAUUUUAUACUCAUAUUCUUUCAACUGAUUUUAUUUUUUCUACCAGUUCUCUAUCUUCUACCUUAGUAUUAGUGUUAAGGUUAUAUGAAAUAAUAAUCUCAAUAAUGCCCAGUGAUUGUUCUGCUGACCCCUGGUUGUAGCAAUGGUGUUACAUAUGAUGUUACAUUCACUUUGAAUUGUUAUUUUUUUCAGAAUGCCACGUAAAUAUAAUGCUAGGAAUAAGAAGCCAGGUUGGUCCGAUGAUGACAUGCGAAGGGCCCUGGAAUUGAUUGGGAAUGGCCAGUCUGUUAGAUCAACUGCCCGCCAGACUGGCAUUCCCCUUACUACAUUGCAUGACCACAAAAGUGGCAAAAUUGAGAUUGGGGCUAGACGAGGCAGACAGCCAGCUCUUCCACGUGAUGUGGAAGAAGAAAUAAUCUCGAAAACGAUCAAGGCGGCAAAGUCCGGAUUUGGGAUUUCACGCUUUCAGCUGCAGCACAAGGCAGGGCGUGUUGCCAAAGCCCUGAAACUUUCCACCCCUUUUCUUAAAGAUAACAGGGGCAACAUGGUGGCCGGAAGAGUAAGUCUUAGUUGUUUGACUUGUUUGUUGUCUUACUUUACUUGA